ACAGCAGCAGCUUUUAUUCAACAAAGUCUCUCUCCCUACCCUUUAAUUAUUGGCUGUGACUCUCAUAAAUUUGGGUAUCAGAUAUAUCAGUACAUGAAUACGGGCGCACAGAGGAGGAAAAGGUGAAGUACAAAAGACCGCUUUCUAAGGUGCAACUGAAAUAGUUGAAUUCCCCUUGAGUUUGUAGAGAUCUUGUGCUGAGGAAAUUAUUGAGCUCGAAGCAAAUGGAAGGGGGUGUGGUUAAACCCGAUAAAACUGAAUUCACGGAAUGUUGGCGCACAAGCUUGACAAGACCUUACAUUAUGCGCCUCGCAUUAUCUGCGGGUAUUGGAGGGCUAUUAUUUGGUUAUGAUACAGGUGUUAUUUCUGGUGCGCUGCUCUAUAUUCGAGAUGACUUUAAGUCUGUUGACAGGCAAACAUGGUUGCAGGAAACAAUUGUCAGCAUGGCUGUAGCGGGUGCUAUUGUUGGUGCUGGUAUUGGUGGUUUGAUCAAUGACAAGUAUGGUCGAAAAAAAUCAAUUCUUUUGGCCGAUGUAUUGUUUGCUAUAGGUGCAGUUGUCAUGGCUGUUUCUGUAACUCCUUGGAUGAUAAUCAUUGGAAGAGUAUUUGUUGGUCUUGGAGUUGGCAUGGCAUCUAUGACAGCACCGCUUUAUAUUUCCGAAGCCUCUCCUGCCAGAAUCAGAGGAGCAUUAGUCAGCACCAACGGUUUGCUAAUUACAGGAGGACAGUUUUUGGCGUAUCUGAUCAACUUAGCUUUCACCAAGGCACCUGGAACAUGGCGUUGGAUGCUUGGUGUGGCAGUGGUUCCAGCAGUCGUUCAGUUUGUCUUAAUGUUAUCACUUCCUGAGUCUCCUAGGUGGCUAUAUAGGCAGGACAAGGUAAAGGAAGCGAGGGCUAUCUUGGAGAAAAUUUACCCUGCUGAUGAAGUGGAAGAUGAAAUGAAGGCUUUACAGUCCUCCAUUGAGGCUGAGAAGGCCGAUGAAGGGUCCAUGGGGAACAGUUUCUUCUCAAAACUGAAGAGUAUGUGGGGAAACGAUGUUGUUCGUAGAGGGCUCUAUGCGGGUAUCACUGUCCAAGUUGCUCAGCAAUUUGUUGGCAUAAACACUGUCAUGUACUAUAGUCCCACAAUUGUUCAGCUUGCGGGAUUUGCGUCCAAUUCAACAGCUCUGGCACUCUCCCUUAUUACUUCUGGUCUAAAUGCUGUUGGCUCUGUUGUCAGUAUGGCUUUUGUUGACAGAGUUGGGAGGAGAAGACUAAUGAUUAUAUCUAUGUUUGGAAUCAUAAUUUGUCUUGUUGCAUUAGCGACGAUGUUUUAUGAAGCCUCUGAUCAUGCACCUCCAGUCAGUAGCUUGGAGUCCCUCCACUUUGGAAGAAAUGCUACGUGCACUAGUUUCUUACGAGCCUCUCAGCCAUCAAACUGGAAUUGCAUGAAAUGUCUGAAAGCUUCAUCUGAUUGUGGUUUUUGUGCUAAUGGAGACAACAAAUAUCACCCUGGAGCAUGCUUGGCCUUAACGGAUGCAGUAAAGGGCAUGUGCCGAGGAGAACAACGAACGUGGUACACAAAAGGUUGCCCGAGCAAGUUUGGAUUCUUUGCGGUUCUAGUACUGGCACUGUACAUCAUAUCUUACUCGCCUGGCAUGGGAACUGCACCUUGGAUUGUUAACUCUGAGAUAUAUCCAUUGAGGUACAGAGGCAUGGGAGGAGGAAUUGCAGCAGUUUCAAACUGGGUUUCUAAUCUUAUAGUGAGCGAGACAUUCUUAACUUUGACAGAGGCUGUUGGUUCUGCCGGCACAUUUCUCUUGUUCGCUGGAUUUUCCGCUAUUGGACUCAUAGCCAUAUAUUUCCUCGUACCAGAGACGAAGGGGCUGGCGUUUGAAGAUGUGGAAAGGAUGCUGGAGAAGGGCUUCAAACCUAGACUAUGUUGCAAGUCCAAGGAUAGUAAUGAUGAUGAGAAAUAAGACUACAAUCUUUCUUGUUUAUUAUGUGUUUUUUACGAGAGGUGGUUUUAGCUUUUUUCCCACAAAGUCGUAUUGAUUGUCACCCUUCUUAGGAAUAAUACAAGUUUUAGA
Messenger RNA from Sesamum indicum (sesame), 2069 nucleotides. RefSeq names its product inositol transporter 4. The record is from RefSeq and is a predicted model, not a curated record. NCBI's taxonomy places the organism in Eukaryota, Viridiplantae, Streptophyta, Magnoliopsida, Lamiales, Pedaliaceae. Gene Ontology annotation, molecular function: myo-inositol:proton symporter activity. Gene Ontology annotation, cellular component: membrane. Gene Ontology annotation, biological process: myo-inositol transport; transmembrane transport.